AUGACAAUCCAGCUAGAAGCCUCCACUAUCUGCGCUGAGAAUAUCGCCCUUUUCUCCAUUCUCCACUCUUUUCGUAACGCAGGUCCCGUCCAAUCAGUGCCUUUCCCUCCGUCAUCAAAUGCCCUUGAUCGUGUGCUGGCUUGCCAGGAUGGCUAUGCCUUAAGCUUGGAUAAAGAGCGCGGCCUGGCAAGUAUCCUCGCAUUUCUCGCACAAACCGAGAACGAUCGAAACCACAUUCCUGCAGUCUGCAUCGAACAGUCGGCAGAUUUGCUUAACUUAAAUGUCUUCGUGGCUGUGAAUAGGACGAGGUGCGAUGAUGGCGAUAGCAUCCUUCGCAAUACAGUACGAUGCCUCGAUAACCUCUUCCUCGUUCUUGCAAGGGUAUCGGACAGUAAGUGGCUCUCAAAUUCGCUCCUCGACUGCGCUAACAACCCAGAUCGACGUGAUUACCCUAGCAUUGAGAAGGACAUCUUCGCCGAAGUUAUCUCCAUGUGUUCGAAACGCAUUCUGCAACGACUCCGAUUCACUUCUAUCGUUGGGGAAUCUAAAAAGAAACCUAUCAAAGAAGUCCUGAAGAAAACGAUAGAAUGCGUGAAGAUGAUUGAUACAACCCGAAUCCCGAGCCGAACCUUGGCCUCCACCAUUGACAUAUUUACCAGAAGAUCCAGAGAAGUGAUAAAGUUGAUAAAUUCAUGGAGCGGGAAUCAGACCGAACCUCGCCUGGGCGCUCUAGUCGAAGGCAUUCAUCAUUUGGGGCAAGUGGAAACGCUUGGCUCUAUGCUCGACAGGAUACCCAACAAGGAUAUGAGUCCAGCAGAGCGCAAAAGUCUAUUGAACGUUGUUCAUAAAGUCUCCAGGUAUCGGACCGCUGCUAAAUUUCUCUAUCGCACGGCGAAGAAGGUCCCCUUGGCGCGACAGAUGAAAGCCUCCGCUAUCAAGCUACCCUCUGAGGCAUUUCAGUCCUUCUCACCCAGUGGAUACGUUCCUGUCCUACGGACUACGCUCUUACGGAUCGAUCAAAAAUAUAUUCGUGACAACGCUCUUACUCAGGUUCUGCAUUUUCUGGAUGCUCCUAAAGGGAAGGCUGCAGAUCAGUUCUCCGCCUGCGUGCGGGGAACCAUGCGAGAGGCAAAGAUCCACGCUGAGAUCCAGCUAAUCGCGCACUGUGAGCGUCGCACGUCGAAGAUUCCCCCUCGAGUGAUUUGUGCCAGCAAGGAUGCUUGCUUUCUGUGCAAUUCUCUCAUCAAGCUGGCUGGAAAAUUACAUACUCCGCGAUGCCACGGACGGUUGUAUCCUGGGUGGCGACUGCCAUCUCUUCCACAACUGAAAGAGAUCGAACGAAUGUUCAAUGAUGUGCUACAAAGCUGUAUCAAGGAAAGCCUUUCCACUCUAUUAUUGCGACGGCAGAAGACCGUCUUUCCGUUGCCCAAUGAGAGCACUCUCCUCACGUUGCCAAUGUCGGAGACAACAAAAUGCAGCUCUGUGCAAAAGGAUAUGGAUAGAGUGAGAACGCCCACCCCAUCUCUUCCGCGGAUAUUCGAGGAAUCAAACCGGACGGCAGAGUCUGCAGGACGUGCAAUGUCCAGUGACCAGACUGUUUCGGACGCUUCAGGUGCCGGCGAUACUUUGCAGAUCCGGCGACUGUCAACUCCAGAUAGUCUUCUCUCUGCGAGACAAGCGCCCUUUCAAAGCCCAAUCUUAUCGAAUGGCAUUGACGUUUACCGAACGUCGUCGCUUCAUACGGCGGGACGCCUGGAAUUGCAGGUUGAAAUUGUCACCUCGUCACCCGAUUUUGGUUACACCGUUGAAUGGCUCACAGAUGAGGACAGCAGAAGAGUACGGGAAAGCCAUCGGAGUUCUAUCAUCAAUGCGGAGUCUCUAGACAGUGAAAUGUCCCUUAGCAACCUUCAGAGCCUUUACAUCACGGCAGAAGGAACGACAGUGAAGGUGGAGUGGCAUGCUCGGAUACGCUCUUCCGCUUCGUGA
This is a messenger RNA of Xylona heveae TC161, 1986 nucleotides long. RefSeq lists its product as hypothetical. NCBI's taxonomy places the organism in Eukaryota, Fungi, Ascomycota, Xylonomycetes, Xylonales, Xylonaceae. The coding region runs from base 1 to 1986 and encodes 661 amino acids. The transcript has a single exon. The record is from RefSeq and is a predicted model, not a curated record.